CAAAUUUGCAGUAGUUUUAAGAUUGCAGGGCAAACUUCUGUUUGAAAAUGUCGUUCGCUAAGGUUGACGUCGAUGGUAUUAUCAAGAAAUUAACAUCAAAAGAGCUCAGAGAAAGCAACAAAAUAAAAAUGAUCAACUUGCCAGAAUCGGACAUUAAAGGCCUGUGUUUCAAAGCGUUAAAUGUUUUCAUGUCACAACCGAUGUUGUUGGAACUGGAAGCACCGAUCAAAGUGUGCGGCGAUGUUCACGGACAAUUUACCGACCUUCUGAAACUGUUCACAUUCGGUGGAUUUCCGCCCGAUUCCAAUUACCUUUUCCUUGGAGAUUACGUGGAUCGGGGCAAGCAAUCCUUGGAAACGAUGUGCUUGCUUUUAGCUUACAAAAUCAAAUACCCGGAGAACUUUUUUCUGCUCAGGGGAAAUCACGAAGCAGCCCAAGUUUGCAAAAUAUAUGGAUUCUACGACGAAUGUAAACGUAGGUACAAUACGAAACUUUUCAAAAUUUUCACGGACCUAUUCAACAGGUUACCCGUAGCCGCCAUAAUCGGUGACAAGAUAUUCUGUUGCCACGGCGGUUUGAGCCCUGACCUGUUACACAUAGGACAGAUCAGGAAUAUUGAGAGACCCAUCGACGUUCCCAUCCAAGGAUUGCUUUGUGAUUUGUUAUGGUCCGAUCCAUGUCCAAAACUCGGAUGGACUGAAAACGAUAGGGGAGUCUCAUUUUCGUUUGGUCCCGAUGUGGUGGCAAAGUUCUUGGCCAAACACGAUUUUGAUUUAAUUUGUCGCGGACAUCAGGUGGUCGAGGAUGGUUACGAGUUUUUCGCUCAGAGGAAAUUGUUGACGUUAUUCUCGGCUCCGAAUUAUUGCGGAACUUUUGACAACGCGGGAGCGCUUAUGUCCAUAAAUGAAGACCUGUUGUGCUCGUUUCAGAUAUUAACUCCUAAGAAGAACUAGUCGAUGUACAAUAAUCUGUCGUUAUAAAGUACGCUGUGAUGUUUUAGAUAAGGCGGUUAAGUAUCGAUGUAAAAUAAAUUAGGUUUAGGUAAAAUAAAA
Cylas formicarius (sweet potato weevil) is the source of this 1052-nucleotide messenger RNA. Its product is annotated as serine/threonine-protein phosphatase PP1-beta-like. The coding region runs from base 48 to 953 and encodes 301 amino acids. The record is from RefSeq and is a predicted model, not a curated record. The transcript has 7 exons. Gene Ontology annotation, molecular function: protein serine/threonine phosphatase activity. NCBI's taxonomy places the organism in Eukaryota, Metazoa, Arthropoda, Insecta, Coleoptera, Brentidae. Gene Ontology annotation, cellular component: nucleus; cytoplasm.